ACGUAAGUAUAUAUUUAGAUUUUUUACAAUUCAAGUGUAUCAAAUUUAGAUUUAUCGUAACUAACGGUUCAUGCGCUCUCCGUUUAAUUUCAGUGAACAUUACUCAACGCAGUGCGCAGUUGGUGAUUCAAUAAAUAUCAACACAUACAGUAAAAAUAUAACAGCAUAACAUAAAGAAACGAUCAACUAUAACCUAGUAUUUAAGUAUUUGCCUGUAUGACCUAGUGAAUAAAUUUUGCACAACAUUGUAUAAGUAUUGUUAAUAAUUUUCACUUAAAAAGCUUGAUAAUUUCAGUGCUGAAAAAAAAAGUUUAACUAAAAAUGGAUAAAUAUCGCACAAGAACAGUGUCACGUAAGCUGAGUUACGAGUGGGAAAUAGCCGAUUUUACAGCGCUUGCUGACACACCCAACUUUGGAGUUCGUGGAAGUGAAAUUAGGUCUCCAAAAUUUUCAGUCAACACGUCAUUUGAGAAUGAAUGGCAUUUGGAAUUAACAAUGACUGAAAAACGCUUCAUAGUGUUUGUAGUAUCAGACGUCGAAGAUAAAGAGAUGAUCAUAAGGACCCAAUUUUCCGUCUCAAUCUUGAAUGAAAAAAAAGAAAAAAAAUUCAAUAAAGUAUACAAUCAAUUAUUUACUGGAAGAGUAACCCGUAGCCCAGAAAUAUCCCUCAUCCAAACGCUCGAAAUCAUGAAUAGUCGAAGCGAAUUUUUGCCUAAUAAUGUGUUGACUGUUUGCUUAGAUCUUGCAGUAUACGACGAGUGUACUGAGAUUAUUAAAUUUCCAUCAAAGUCUCCGAAGUAUAUGAUCAGCGAGGACUUCAAGAAGCUUCUUGAUGACAACAUAGCCAGAGAUAUUACUCUGGUGGUAAACGAAAAGGAAUAUCAAGCUCACAAAGUAAUUUUGAUGGCACGCAGUCCAUUCUUUUACGCGAUGCUCACCCACGAUAUGAAAGAAAAACAAGAAAAUAAAAUUACUGUGCCAUCUAUUGAUCCGAAGAUCUUUGAAAAAAUGAUUGAGUAUAUUUACUCAGACAGAGUAACUAAUAAUCUUGACAGUUGUGCUGAGCAGAUGUUGGAAGUCGCUGACCAAUAUCAACUGCUAGGACUCGUUGAGAUGUGUGAAGAAUCACUGAGCAAAUCAAUAACUGUUGAAAAUGCUAUGAGGGUGCUGGUACUAGCUGAUAAAUUUAAUGCUCAGCAGUUAUUGGAGUUUUCUCUCAAUUUUGUAGUCAGCAAUAUCUCGCGGAUUAAAAAUACUAAAGAGUAUCAACAAACUAUUAACGAUAAAUCUAAUCCAUUUUUGACAAUGAAAAUUGUUGAAAAAUUUGUUGCAGCUUAAAAUCUUGAGAGUACAUUAAAUAAUAAUAAUAACACUAAAAAAAUAUGGAAAAUAUAAUAUGAUCAAAUUUAUAA
Messenger RNA from Cotesia glomerata, 1412 nucleotides. RefSeq names its product speckle-type POZ protein B-like. NCBI's taxonomy places the organism in Eukaryota, Metazoa, Arthropoda, Insecta, Hymenoptera, Braconidae. Bases 322 to 1338 code for a protein of 338 amino acids. The record is from RefSeq and is a predicted model, not a curated record. Gene Ontology annotation, molecular function: ubiquitin protein ligase binding. The transcript is spliced from 2 exons. Gene Ontology annotation, cellular component: cytoplasm. Gene Ontology annotation, biological process: proteasome-mediated ubiquitin-dependent protein catabolic process; regulation of proteolysis.